This is a messenger RNA of Neltuma alba, 927 nucleotides long. Its product is annotated as purple acid phosphatase 17-like. The transcript is spliced from 7 exons. NCBI's taxonomy places the organism in Eukaryota, Viridiplantae, Streptophyta, Magnoliopsida, Fabales, Fabaceae. The record is from RefSeq and is a predicted model, not a curated record. The coding region runs from base 124 to 927 and encodes 267 amino acids. Gene Ontology annotation, molecular function: acid phosphatase activity.
CCUGUGGGUGCACGCCUUCAGAGGCUUCACCAUCAUCCAAAACGUAACGAAACGCUCAAGUUUCUGGUCAUUGGAGACUGGGGAAGAAGAGGAGAAUAUAAUCAAUCCCUUGUUGCCACCGAGAUGGGUAGGAUAGGAGAGAAACUGGACAUAGAUUUCGUGGUGUCGACGGGAGAUAAUAUCUACGACGAUGGUUUAAAGAACGUGACUGAUCCUGCUUUUGUGCAAUCAUUUACUGACAUUUACACUGCCAAGAGCCUCCAGAAGUCAUGGUACUCAGUUCUAGGAAAUCAUGACUAUAGGGGCGACGCAUUGGCACAAUUGAGUCCAUUGUUGAGGAAAAUUGACCGAAGAUGGAUCUGCCUCAGAUCCUUCAUUCUUCAAGCAGGAAUUGCUGACAUGUUCUUUAUUGACACGACUCCGUUUGUGGAAAGCUAUUUCACUGAAACAGAUCAUUCUUAUGAUUGGCGAGGCGUGUCUCCCAGGCAAGCUUAUGUCUCCACCCUUCUUAAGGAGUUAGAAGAGGCGUUGAGGAGUUCGAAUGCAACAUGGAAAUUCGUGGUGGGUCACCACGCGAUAAGAAGUGUUGGCCAUCACGGUGACACUCUUGAGCUUGUCAAGUAUCUGGAUCCAUUGCUCAAGGCCUACGGCGUUGAUAUGUACAUGAAUGGGCACGACCACUGUCUGGAACAUAUAAGCAGUGCGGAUAGUGCAAUAGAGUAUUUAACGAGUGGGGCAGGGUCGAAGGCGUGGAGGGGAGAUGUGAAGGAAAGCAGUGAUCAGGACAUAGUGAGAUUCGUGUACGAUGGACAAGGUUUCAUGUCGGCACAAGUGAAUCCGACUCAUGCCCACCUCGUAUUCUACGACGUCUCCGCCAACAUUCUUCAUCAAUGGACUAUGCUCAAGCCCCAGCACUCCGCCAUCUGA